UUUAUGCAAUUUAUUUAUCGCUCAGUGGUUGAAUUUUCGUGCAAAACAAUUAAAUAAUGAAUGAAUAUAGCGGCGACAACGUUUGUAGAAUAUGUUUUCAACGCCAAGAUACUAUAUUCUCGCUGUUCAGAAAGCUGAAGGGACAAUCUCCUUACGAUAAAUUAGUGAAAAACACGAAACUAAAAAUCGCAGUAGACGACGGAGGACCGGCUUCUAUUUGCUUACAGUGUCUCACAGAUCUUGAUACGACCAUCAACUUUUUAAAUAAAUGUGAGAAAUCCAAUCAAAUACUGGCCACUAGAUUUUUAGAGAAAAAACAAAUUUCAAAUUUGGAAUGUGGCGUUCCAAACGACACCAUUUGUAUUUCGCAUGAGGAGAGCAUAGAUUCUGAGUUGAUUCAGCCAAUGAAGAGCGUUUUGGACAAUCAAGGUGGAAAAGUAAAAGAGUUAUUAGAAGAUAAUGUACAAUGUCCUCAAUGUGGUUCGAAGCGCCGGUGCAAACAUUGGGCGCCGCCUGUGGCUCAUACUUGCCAAUAUUGUCAAAAAGUGUUUACAAGGAAAUUCAAUUAUACAUUGCAUCUUAAGCGGCACCUAGGUGAGCGAGACUGGCCUUGCCCUAUCUGUGGGACCUUACUGUUGACCCGCUGGCUUGCUACGAGACAUUGCAGACGGCCUCGGAAAGCCUGCCCGGUGCAGGGGUGCGACAAGACAUUUACCACUAAUACAAACCUGGCGACUCAUGUUAGAACUCACAGUGGUGAACGUCCCCAUGACUGCCCGGAGUGUGGGAAGACCUUCUCAUGCAAAAACACCCUUAAUGACCACAUGAGGAUACACACAGGUGUGAAACCCUAUAUCUGCCCAGUAUGUGGCAAGCUCUUCGCUACAAACAAGCUCACAUCUCACAUGCUCUCCCACACCACGUCUCGCCCGCACCCGUGCUCCGCUGCGGGCUGCGGGCGGGCGUUCAAAUCCCGCCGAGCGCUGACGCUGCACGUGGCCACGCACGAGCAUAGACGCGCGCACAAGUGUGGCGUGUGUGGGAACAGGUAUAACCAUACGCAGUCGCUGAAUAAACACAUGAAGAGACAUGUUCAGAAAGCCAUUACCACGGACAUACAAAUAGACCACAGCGUUUGAACAAUACAACACGUACAAACCAAACAGUUCCUAUUAUAAUUUAUGCAAGAGUAACUUUCUGGCAAAAACGCGUGCAAAUCGCACGUGGCCGAGAUAUUCGUAGUCUAUGGACUACUGUCAAGGUCGAGGCCAUGAAUAUAACUGUUGUAGAGAUCUUGAUUUGAUUUAAGACGAUACAGGAGAGGUCAAUUCUCCAUACAAACGCUCUCGACUAUUUCCUCCCUGGUUUUUUAAGAUAGAGCAAUGAUUU
Molecule: messenger RNA, 1389 nt
Organism: Leguminivora glycinivorella
Lineage: Eukaryota; Metazoa; Arthropoda; Insecta; Lepidoptera; Tortricidae
Product: gastrula zinc finger protein XlCGF8.2DB-like
Exons: 5
Coding region: 57-1139 (360 amino acids)
Biological process (GO): regulation of transcription by RNA polymerase II
Cellular component (GO): nucleus
Molecular function (GO): zinc ion binding; RNA polymerase II cis-regulatory region sequence-specific DNA binding; DNA-binding transcription factor activity
Source: RefSeq, a predicted model, not a curated record